Lipotes vexillifer (Yangtze River dolphin) is the source of this 730-nucleotide messenger RNA. It is a transcript of the gene CLEC3B, whose product is annotated as C-type lectin domain family 3 member B. The record is from RefSeq and is a predicted model, not a curated record. The transcript is spliced from 3 exons. NCBI's taxonomy places the organism in Eukaryota, Metazoa, Chordata, Mammalia, Artiodactyla, Lipotidae. Gene Ontology annotation, biological process: ossification; bone mineralization. The coding region runs from base 102 to 710 and encodes 202 amino acids.
UGGCAGUUGCCUUAAGACGUGCAGCCCGGGCCACAGCCACUAGUGCUCUCUGACCCAGGUCCACUGCAGGCGGCAGCAGCAGCCCCAGCCGGUGCAGCAGCAUGGAGCUUUGGGGGCCCUACUUGCUCCUCUGCCUCUUCUCCCUCCUGACCCAGGUCACUGCUGAGACACCCACCUCCAAGGUCAAGAAGGCUGCAAAUGUUAAGAAAGAUGCCGUGAGCCCGAAGAUGCUUGAGGAGCUCAAGACCCAGCUGGACAGCCUGGCCCAGGAGGUGGCCCUGCUGAAAGAGCAGCAGGCCCUGCAGACGGUCUGCCUGAAGGGUACCAAGGUGCAUAUGAAGUGCUUUCUGGCCUUCGUCCAGGCGAAGACCUUCCACGAGGCGAGCGAGGACUGCAUCUCGCGAGGGGGCACCCUAGGCACCCCACAUACGGGCUCCGAGAACGACGCCCUGUACGAGUACCUGAGCCAGAGUGUGGGCAGCGAGGCCGAGGUCUGGCUGGGCUUCAACGACAUGGCGGCCGAAGGCGCCUGGGUGGACAUGACUGGCGGCCAUAUCACCUACAAGAACUGGGAGACAGAGAUCACCGCACAGCCCGACGGCGGCAAGGUCGAGAACUGCGCUGCCCUGGCCGGUGCGGCCAACGGCAAGUGGUUCGACAAGCGCUGCCGGGACAACUUGCCCUACGUCUGCCAGUUCGCCGUCGUCUAGCGGGCCGAUAGGGGCGGGGG